AGGGCAAGGACCCUUCGCGGCUCCCAUCGCCGUUGUCAAGGCGUCUAACUCGGUGCCUUAAAAGAAAACAAACAAAACAACCUUUCUAAAAUGGGGCGCGUGGGAGAGAAGCGGGCGGAUAGCGGGGAUGAAAGCAGGGAGCGCCUGGCGCAAGUUCUGGGCGGAAGCGGCCUCUGCCCUGUCAGGCGCUGAGAGGGACGCCUGCCAGAGGCGCGCGGUUCCCAUGGCAACAGACGCCGACGGGCAGCGCGCGGAGAGAGGUAAAGGGGGCGCCGCUUCUCCUCCGCUUCUCCCCCCGAGAUGCUCCGGGCGGGGCGGGGGGGGGCGAGGGAAGGGAGAAGGGGAGCUGCCCGGGAGGCCAUUCACACGUGCGCCCUUCCCUCUCAGGACAGCGGGGUCGCCAUGCAGCGGGCGGACUGAGCCUCCGGCAGCCCCGAGGCCACGAACCUUCUGCGGAGGUGAGAGCGGAGAAGGGGGAUCAGGACCGGAUCCAGAGCCCCUCGGAAGGCAGCAGGCCAGGGGGGCCAGACUCCCGACUCCGCUCAGCCCUGGCCAGGGAGGAGGGGAGAGGCAGCCCCCAAAACCUCCCCAUCCCGGGCUGGGGAAACGGGGCUCGGGGGGUUCUACUCGGGUGUAUUCUCAAAGCAAAACACAGAGCACUAAAAAAGAAACAAAACAGUCCGACCAAAUGUCCUCACACUAUUCCCUAUUCUUCAGUGCUCCCUCGUCUUGCCGUUUUCCCAAAUCUACUGACCAUUUCAAAACAGAUACAUGAUCUUAGACGUAUUCAUGCCUCUCUCUACUCAGUUUUACAGGGAGAAGGUGGUCUGAAACGGAGUGUAUCUUGAUGGCAAGUGACUCUCUACUGCAGGAGUCCAACUUCUUCCUUGUAAAUGGGUUAACGGCCACAGAUGGAGCAGCUUGCAGCGCAAGCAGAAAUGUAGGAACACAGUGUGUGCCUCCUGGAGUUGAUAUCCUUUCCCCAGGCUAGCAUACCUUCUUAAACCGAAUCUGAAAUUGAAUCACAUCCAUUGCGGUCAUACAGUCCAACCAUGUGGGUUAUAUAUCCCUUCCAGAUAUAUGCAGCAGCCAACAAUCUGAGUCAGUGAGCAAGCCAGCCAAAAUCAACAUUUCAGCAUGUCUGCAAACAAAGGACUCGCUCCUGUGCCGCCAUCUACUUCAAAGCAAGAAAACAAAAAACUGAGAGAUGCAUCUUCCUUAGUAUCUGUCAGCAAGGAUAGUAAUGGUAAAUCUUGCAGCAGGUUGUUCAGUAACGAAUAGCUGCAGCCAGGGUUGAGUUUUGUUGACUGCCUCUGUCUGCAGUGUUUGGAUUCCUGAAAGUACUGUGAUAUAUUUGUAGGGGUAGGACCGUUUCUAUUUGGUUCAGUUCAAGCACAUUUUAGGCCUAACAAGGUACGUGGUUGUUGCCAUCCGAGUGCAUGGGGAGAACAGGUCCUUCAGGAGUGUAUUGGAGACAAGGAAGUAGGACAUGUGGGCAUCAGGUUAAGAAGAAGUGGUUGGACCUGAAUCCCUUGUGUCUGCUGUUUGUUACUGCCUAUAGCAGGAAUAUCAAUUCUUCCACCUCUUCUAUAAGUAUCCUUUAAUAUGCCUCUUUACAUAUGGUUGCUUAUCAUUUAAAGAAGUGGCUUUCCAAUAAUUAAGAUAACUGGAGGAGAAAAUGUCUAACUCAGGCUAUCUUCCCUUGGUUUUGUAUGUAGUCCUAAACCUUGGUGAGUCCAUCAUCACUAUAAAAUCCUGUCCUGCAGCCCUGCUGCAGACUUAAAAAUCAAAUUAUAAUAGUUUAGCGUUGGUAAAGGAGGCAUUAAGCAACUUUGAACUUUUAGUGGGGGCAUAAUUAAUGAAAUGCCAAGUUGGUGUUGAAGACAGGAAUGUUCAGCGCUACUUAUGUUUAACGCUUUUUAAAAUAAUUUUUUAAAAAACCUAUUCUUCAUUAGUGGCAGGGUGCUCAUUUGUUAAAAAAUUUAAAAACACUUAGAAUGAAACACAUGGUCACAAAAUGUUGCCGGCAUCGGGGAGGCCAAUCUGUUGCUAACUGUUAGUGUGGGUAAAGGUGCUAUGUAAUAAGUGACCUUUAGAGUCUGGUAACCAUGUUCCACACAUCACUAUUUCUUUAUAACAAAAAUUAUAUACCACGCUGUCAUCUAAAAAUAUUGAAGCAGUUUACAGAAAUAAAACAAAACUGCAGUUGGAUGCAAUGCUUGAGGUGGAGUCAGAAAAACAAUGGGUGCUGAGGAAAAACAGAGUUUCUAGAAUAAAAUUUCUUCCUUGAGAAAAACCGCACAAAUUUUGCAGAUUAAAAACUGAUAUAAUUUGGGGAAGGGCUGUAGCUAGGUAGAGCAUCUGCCUUGCAUGCAGAAGAACCCAGGCUCACUCCCUGGCAUCUCCCUGGCAAUGCCACCUGCCUGAAAUCCUGGAGAGCUGCUGCCAGUCUGAGAAAACAGUAUCAGCUAGAUGGGCCACUGGAUCUGACUUAGUAUAAGGCACCUUCCUAUGUCCCUAUGAUAGGCUUGAAAAGCUCUCCGUCUCCACUGGUCCCAUAUCAAAUUAUUUUUCUGUAAAUCUUGAGUGAAUUUUCUCUCCCCCUGUUUCAUUUGCUAGUCUGGGAUUUUAUAAGGGUCUGCCUUACUCGCACCUUAGCAUUUCUCGGUAGGAAUGAGCAAGAAGGCAAAAAAUAUUGAGAAGAGUGAUGUACUUUCAGGCUGUGUUUGCGUGUGAUGGUUUAACUAAAACCAUGAUUGCAUGUGAACUAGGAGCCAGUGGUUACUAGCUGAACAAGCCAACCUUGUGUGAAUUAAUAUCUGUGCUAUGGAUUUGCUGUUAUUGGUCUGUCUCUGCAUGUAGAUCCAUCGUUUCACAAAGACUUGGAUGGGUUGUAAGUUAUAGGCACACACAGAGAAGACUGGUCAACAAGGAGAGUGGAGAGUGGAAACCAAGAGGGCAGCGGGCAGCCCUGGCAUUUGCUCCACCAUUCCCUGCCAGAUUAUCAGGCAGCGUUGGGAAGGGUGCCUUUCUUCUUAUCGAAAAAGCACAGACAGUUUGGCAGCAGGUGUGCUGCUGAGGCUGCGUGCUUGGCUGGGGCCAGUUUGGGUGAUGCUUGGCUGAACAGAGAAUCUACUGCACAACAUUUUGAAAUGGGGAAAAUCAACAAAAAGGAAUCCUUUCCUCAGAGCAUCUGGCAACUUGUGGUGGUGUUGGGAGGGUGCAGAAUGAUGACAGUGGCAAAGAAGAGGGGACAGUUGUGCACUGGCAAUGGAGGGUCUAUGGUAGCAUGGGCAGCACUUUGCCCGGGUCCUCUCAGUCCUGCCACAUGGCUCUUUUCAGUGCAUAGAUGUUGCAGUUUGAUCAAAGAACAGAAAUUAAACGCAUAUCACAAUGUAUCUCUCAUGUGAGUCUUUGAGUGCUCCAAGCACCUUUUAAAAAUUCUGAGUAUCGUGUACCUGUAAAGCAGAGCUUUCCAAACUAGUCAUGUUGGUGACACAUUUUUUAGACGUGCACCAUUUCAUGACACAGUAAUUCAGUUUUACUAGCAAACCAGAGGUUAAAUUGACCCCUUUCCAGCCCCGGGAGGAGCGCGGGGACUGUUCACAUGACACACUUCAACUGACACACUAACGUGUUGCGACACACAGUUUGGGAAGCUCUGCGGUAAAGUAAGAACUCUGCGAAUGUAACAUGGGCGUAGGCAGGAUUUAUUUUAGGGUGGCAGUCUUUAUGUGGGGGGCAGGUAGAACUGAGUUAUCUGUGAUGCCAUUGAUCAGUUAGUUAAGUAUAUUUAUUUAUUUACUUGAUUGAGGGUGCAAUUGCACUCCCAUGCACCCCCUGGCUACGCCCAUGGUAUGUAAGUGGAUAUUUUCUCUGUUGCUGCUGCUUCUUUCCUCCUUUAGCAAUGCUCCUACUAAACAGUUAUAGCAGGGGCUUCUGUAAUUUUACUCAAAGGCCAGUUUAUAUUAGGCAUAAAUAUGGAUUUUUAAUGUUAUUCUUGAGCACUAACAUGAAAUGUGUGUGAUAGAAUUGUCAGCUUUAAGGGUUUUUUUUGGGGGGGGGGGUAGAGAUAAUCUGCUGCCACCACCAAAUAUUAACAGUUACUCUUGCUGUUUCUUUCUUUUUUCUAGAACUCCCUCAGUUAAGAGACAAGUCAGCUGCAUUAGACAGUUCAAAGCCUCUUCCCACAUCUUUACAGCGUGAUUUCAUCCCGGAAGAGAUCUUCGUUGCACUGACCUCUGCUGCCAACCCAAUCCCCUGUCCCAGUGUUUUAAGACCCCCCAAGAAAACAAAAAGUAUAAAAGACUUUCAGGUGCAUAAGUUCAUUUCCAGUCUAUGAAUAUUUGCUUUUUAAAUACAAAAUUUGCCACAAAACCCACUUGCUAUAGAUGUCUGCUGGUGACUGCGAAUUAUGCCAGGUGCACAUAGACACCAGUAUUUUAGGACAACACUUUGCAAGAGGGAGCGUUAUUGGGAACAUGGCAGCAUGAGAAAUGUUAAGAACCUGAAGUUCACUGAAUGGGGGGGGGGGGGGGAGGCAAGAGACUAGUUGGGCCAAAGAACUGGCACUGUCAGGCAACUUAGAGUUUUAUUAAGGAGGUUUUAGUACUUCAGCUUUUGUUGCUUAUCAGACAUAUCACAAACUACUUUCAGCAACAGAAACUUUUGAGAUUGGUUCAGUAAGAAACAAAUAAACAUGCUUUGGGCAUGUUGUAUAAAUAAAGAGAUAAAGGUAAAGGGACCCCUGACCAUUAGGUCCAGUCGUGACCGACUCUGGGGUUGCGCGCUCAUCUCGCUCUAUAGGCCGAGGGAGCCGGCAUUUGUCCUCAGUAUCCGGGUCAUGUGGCCAGCAUGACUAAGCCGCUUCUGGUGAACCAGAGCAGCGCAUGGAAACGCCGUUUACCUUCCCACUGGAGCGGUACCUACUUAUCUACUUGCACUUGGACGUGCUUUCGAACUGCUAGGUUGGCAGGAGCAGGGACCGAGCAACAGGAGCUCACCCCGUCACGGGGAUUUGAACCGCCGACCUUCUGAUCGGCAAGUCCUAGGCUCUGUGGUUUAACCCACAGCGCCACCCGCGUCCCUAUAAAUAAAGAACCCAUCCCUUUAUCGCAUCUGUCUUUUGCAUGUUCUCCUUCCUGUUUUUGAUGUAUAUUUCACAUGCAUCUCUCGCCAGCUCAUAAAAAGACUUCAGCUAAGACUUAGAAGAAACAGCUGACAGGGUCUCACUGCUAUGUGCAUUUGUGUGUAAUGCGUCAUUAGGCGUAUCAGUAUUGGAGAUGUAGUCUGUGCUUACCACCUGAUCCCGAAGAACCUCUUGAACUAGUCUUUUCUGUUGACUCUUCAGGGGUGCAUUCGUACUACUGAUGGGGUCUGGCAACAUCCUGUACGCAGAAACAAGUUUCGAUAUCUGAUAGAGCAUCCGAUUUGCCUCACAGGAGCUGGAAGGUAAUAGAAUGGAAUUAAUAGGGCCCUGGCACGUCACAUGCCUCUCUGCAAUAACCAGUAGCAGUGCUAGGAUUUGGGAGCCACAGUGCAAGGGUGAUGGAGAGUGCUAGGGAAAUGCCCAUUAAGUAUGUUACACAAGAGUGGCUAACCAGAGGUGAUGGUGUGCUUGGAGAUGAGCAGGAAUGCCCAUGAACCAAGCCAUGACCUUAGAGCAGCUUUUGCUAACUUGUCACCCUCCUGAUGUUGUUGGAUGCAACCCCUGCCAGACCCAGCCAGUUCUGCUGGUGAUCAGGGAUGAUGGGAGUUGUACUCCAGAAGGUAGGAGGGCACCCGGCUGGGGAAGACUGGCCUAGAGUCUGCACUGCUGCCUGUUUCCUCAUGCUGCUGCCUGCACCCACAGAGCCAAACCAUUCCAGUCCACGGGAGGCUGCAUAUGUUGCUCAGCAUUCAGCAAUCUGGCUCUGUUUCACACUUGGGUUUAACUUGUGGCGCACUUGGCAAAGCGGUGGCCACCACUGUUUGAAAACCAGCCCUUUCAAGACCCUCCUUGUCAACACAUUGCUCCAUUUUAACUCAGGGAUAGGGGGAACCAUGAAGGAGUUUGCCUUCCGCUGAGAGUAAUCCGCUAGAGGGUAGAUGUUGGUGGUUGGUAGACCAAAAGUGGCUGGGAGCAGAGGCAAGAAGCAGGCAGGUCUUCUCUCUUUCCUUUUCUGUCAUCCCCUUUCUCUUUCUCCACCUCUUCCCAUCAAGCAAUCUGUUGCUCUUGGAAAAGAUCUGAACUGAUUGGUUGCAGUGCACUUCCCCCCUCUCUUCCAUUGCACUGUCCGUUUUGAGACCACCACCACCAUGAUUUCCCUCCUCCUUGCCAGAGUUCUCAACUGAUCACUUGCAGAGUCUGCUUCCCCCCUCCCACUUCCAUCACUUCAUCUGGCUCUCUGCCCCAUUCAUGUCUCUGAAUACCAGUCACCGGGGAACAAUAACAUGAGAGGGCUGCUGUACUCAUAACUUGCAUGUGGUCUUUCCAUAAGCAUCUGAUUGGCACACCUUUUGGGGUUCAUUUCAGGCAGCAAAAUGUUUUGGGCCAGCAUUGGUAAUAGCCAGGGGUUAUUGGAUAACAAGUAAGGUCCUUCCGGGUCAUGUGGCCAGCAUGACUAAGCCGCUUCUGGCAAACCAGAGCAGCGCACGGAAACGCCAUUUACCUUCCGCCGGAGCGGUACCUAUUUAUCUACUUGCACCUUGACGUGCUUUCAAACUACUAGGUUGACAGGAGCUGGGACUGAGCAACAGGAGCUCACCAUGUUGCGGGGAUUUGAACUGCCGACCUUCUGAUCGGCAAGCCCUAGGCUCUGUGGUUUAGACCGCAGUGCCACCCGCGUUCUAUUCUAUUCUGCCUUGGUCAGAUCCCACCUGGAGUACUGUGUCUACAACUUAAGAAGGCUAUUGACAAGCUGGAAUGUGUGCAGAUGAGAGCAACUGAGAUAAUUAAGGGUCUGGAAGCCAAGCUUUAUGAGGAACAAUUGAGGGAGUUGGGUAUGUUUAGCCUGGAGGAAAGGAGACUGAGAGGAGAUAUGAUAGCCAUCUUCAAAUAUCUAAAGGGCUGUCACAUGGGUAGCACCUGAACCAAUGGCUUCAAGAUACAAGAAUGGAGAUUCUGACUACAUCAGAAAGAACUCAUGCACUCUUCCAACUCUACAAUUCUAUGAUUCUGUGUUAUAUGAAGGUGGCUAACCGUAAUCAGGGUACUCAGGGAAAAUGGGAAGAUUGUAGCUGCAGCAAGGGUUUUGAGGCAGAACACUCUGGCAGAAAGUGGUAGACACACUAUUGGGUUGAAAUGGCAAAGGAUUUGCCUUUGGAUCAGAUACUUAGUGAAUUCUUGAUAACCAGAAGAGAGGUGGCGGCUGCACAGUGGACCAGUUUCGCCUUCAUAACUGAGUGAUAGUUUUCUUUGUGUUUUUAAGGGAUGUCUCUUUUCUGUAUGACCUCGCUGCUGAGAAAGAGGCAAAGAAUCCUCCCCCAACUCCUGUCUCUCACAAAACUUCAACAAAUUUGCAGCAGCAGGAACCCACUGCAACUAAACUUGUGAGUUGAAUCUGACUCUGUAUCGAGAAACUGUGAUAACUUUAAACACAGGAAUCAGCUUUUACAAAUUAUUUCAGAAUGCUGAGAGACAAGAUGGACUUUGAGCUGAGCAUUGACUAGAGUGUUCUGAAUUUUUUUUCCCCACCCAGCAUAAUAUUUUAAAUCUGGAAUGAGCAGUGGGAAUUGAAAAUGAGGACUUUACCAUUUUUGUGUACCAUGGUUUUCUAAGCUUGCUAAAUUCACUCCCCAAAGCCACAAGGAGUCUGAGAUGGCAUUUGCCUAUUUAUUUUGCUUGGCUGAAAAAAAAAAUCUGUUAGAAAACAUUUACCCACUGAUUUCUAGGCUGUACAUAAGAGUUCUGUGCAGUUGUAGCACUUAAUCACAGUUUUUCUUAAAGAUGGUUAAGCACUUAAUCUGAAUAAUUGCCCCAGCCAGAAGGCAGGCAUGCAGAUAGGCAGGCAGGCAAAUAAACAAGCAGGCAGUUGUAAAACAAGCCGAGGCCUCCAGCGAGGGAAAGCAAGUCUAUAUAUUUAUUUCGUGGCGAUCCACAUAAACACGGUCGUGUGUGAGUGGGAUGCACAUUAAGUGGAGGUGUGUGUGCCUGUAUAAAAACCCAACUCUAAAUAUCCUCUUGGGAGUAUGUGGAUUCCCUAUGUCUCAUAGUAGCAUAUUUUAAGACCUUCUCUGUCUGUUCUGUCUUUAGCCAGCAGGUAUAGCAGACAGUCUUGUUCCGGAGGAAUUUCAUAUUCUAAAGAACAAAGGUGUCCUGCGCUUGGAGUAUUAUGAUGAGUGAGUGUUCCUGCACUUCUUUUAAUUGCUCCUGCGUUGCAUCCAGGAGUGACUCACUUGGCUAAUAAUAGCCUCCCAGCAGUGGACCUGCUACUGCUUACUCGGAGGGAACAGGUGAGGCAGUGGUGCCUGUGUACCAGCUGAAGCUCCAGGUCGGUUCCACCGCCUUGCCUUGCCCCUCCAUGUCCUGGUGAGCAGCAGUGACUCAGCUGCCAGGAGGCCAGUGCUGCAACUCUACUCCACCUGUCGAGCUGCUCCUGGCUGCACCUACUAAAUGGGAUGAAGUGGCAAGGCCAAAAGCACCUGCAUCUGGGCAGGAAACCUGUAAAAAGUCUAUUUUACCGUUUUGCCGAGUUCAACACUUUCCAUAUUUCAACUAAGGGAUGCUCAACUUGCAUAUAUUCUCAGACAGAGACCCAGGGACUGAAAAUGCCACCCAAACUGACUCCCUCAUGGAUGGCCAGACAGUAUAAUGAAGUUGGUCUCAGAAUUAGAUUUUUUAAAUAAAAAAAUCUCAAACGUAGAUGUGAACGAGGGAAACUGCAAGCAGAUUUGUUUACUAUGGAUCGAUUAACAGAGCCCAGAGGCCAGAAAUCUGAAUUAGGACUUGAAAGUGUGAAUCAGGGUUGCACUCUGCCCAUUGGGCAUCUCUGAUCUGGCACUUUUCUCCCAGCCUGAUUAACUUCUUGUACUGGAGUUAAGACUGGAAGGAAAAUAAAUUUGAAUGACACAAGGUGGGAAAAGAACAAAGACAAACAUGGAUCCAUAAUCUCAUCUAGCCUAGCCCUUCAUUUAGGCCCCAUUUCUGCAUGAGAAAUAUAUAGCAGAUUACCAUUCCCCAGCCCCACUCUUUUCCUUACUCAGGUUCAUUGUAGUUGUUUUAUGUCACCGUGAGUCUCAUUGUAACAGAGAACUUCUUCAAUUAAUUCACUUGCCUGCAACAGAGUGGCCCGUCUCUUAGUCUACUGUAUUUUUAAAUUUACACAAUAAAAAUAAAAUAAAUGGUUGAAUCCUAGAGUCCAAAGAGAUUUUUCAACUACAGUAGUCUAUUGCUGUUAACAUCAUCAUUAUUAAUCUGUUGCAGUAAAUAUACAACCCUACUUGAAGACGAUGAAAACAGACUGCGGGUUUUCCCAUCCAUGUGAGUGACACUCUAAAUCAAGAUGCUUUUGUAGCGCAUGCUAUAGAAGGUGUUCUAAAUCAGAGGCAUGUCCCUUUGCUGCUGCCUUGUUAGGAAGCCGUCUGGGAGGCUGGAGGUCCUGCAGCUGAUGAAGGUGAUGGACACCAUGCUGGAAAGGGCUGGAACAAAUAAUAAGGAUGUUGGCGUAACAGGGGUUUCACAGGUAAAUAAUUCCUGCCAAUCCUGAUUCAAUCGCAUCCUCCUUGAUAUUGCCCACUUCUAGUUAUACUGUACAUCAUUGCUGGUGAACCUCUAGUUUAUGGGCCUCGUUAGGCCUGCCAGACCUCAGAGGCUGUCCCCCAGCCAUUUGAGGCAAGCGGUGCCCACCUCCCCUAGACCUGACGUCAUAUAUGAGAGUUCAAGCUGCAGCUCUGGCUAAAGGAAGGGGAAUUGGCAGUGCAUUCUUAAGUAUGCUACCGAUUCUUCCUUUGCAUCAACGUCAUCAUCGCUUUUCGAACUUGGUGUCGGCUUCACCUUUGAGCCAGUGCCAAUGACUGGGCUCAACCUCUUCAGCCCUGACUGGGCCAGGCAAGCUGGGAAAGCACUUCCAGAGACCUUCCACUCCAGGGAAACAGGUCUAAGUGCAAUGGACUCACAACUUUGAGCUGUGAGCACCAAACUCGGUGCCAAAGUCAGCGGAGCACAGCAGAGUAUGAACUACAUGAACGACGGCUCUGAAGCAUAACUUCUUUAUUCUUUUAUUCUUUUACAGCUACUGCAAACUAAAAUAAACUAGAAACUAAAGAUUAAUGGAGACUGCUGGACUGCAUGAGUGUUACAGUUGCUUAAGCAGUCAUCUUAUCUCUACACAGAUAACACUCAGACUGGAGCGGAAGAAGCCAUGAGCAGUUUCUGCCCCCUCCUUUCUGAAAACAUUGUCAGGAGAUUCUUGCAAUGGGAGGGGUGAAAUAUCCACACUUGGCACUCUUUUUCAUUGCCUUGCCAUGACAACGGGAAAAGGUGCCACAUUCAAAAAGAACUGACUUUUUGAUGCAAAGAAAGAAGCAGGAGUUCACUCUCAGGACACUCCCAAUUCUUCCUUUGCAUCCCUGGCUUAGAUUUAAGUUGCACCUGCAAGGGAGCAUUUUUCCUCUGCAGCCAUGGCUUAAAUUAAAGCCAGGCUACGAAGGAAGAAUCUGGAUUCUUCACUAGCCUUGUCCUGGAUUCAUAUACUAUGACACAAUAUUGCUGUGGAGUUUGGACAUAGUUCUUUCCUGACUUACCAGGUGCUUUGUUGCCAUUAAGAGGCUUCUUGUUGUGUUGUCAAACUGAAAGAAUAAGUGGAAGUAAUCUUAGAUUAUCUGAUGGAGAGAAAUAAUAUACUGGAGUACAACAUGCAAUCUAGUAUUUAGGGCAAAGGCAGACAUAGCAUUUUAAGAAUGGCAGGGGAAGUUUGUUAGCACUUUCACUGCUUUGUAAAUUCUUUAAUAAUACAGUAUUUAAGAUAAGGGACAAACAUAUAUGCAAGCAAACACAUUUGUGAUUUAAAAAUAUUAUCCACCUGAUAAAUGAAGAACAUGACUGAAGCAUUUAACUGACUGGCAUUCAUUUGUUAAUUUAAAUAAUGUAUAUGCCUCCUUUCAAUAAAAAUACUUUCAAGGGUGCCUAGAAAUAAAAGCAAUAAAAACCCCCAAUGAUGACAAUAAAGGCAGUAUCAAGGAGCUUGUGCUUAGCUCUACAAAAAUCACGACUUCUUUCUUGCCUCUUUCCCGAGAUGCACAAUGUCCUGGAGGUGCUUAAGGUGGAACAGAACAUCUACAACAUAGUGUUUCAUGAAAUCAUCCGGCAAGUCAGUGUGGACUGCGCAGAACGGGGAGAGCUCCUUUCCAAGCUCAGGUCAGCGAUCUAAGGAGCUCAACACCUUAAAAUUGGUCCUGCAAGAAGAGGAGUAUGUGAUUGUUCUGGCCUGCACUGCAGGUUUGAGUGUCUGUGCAAUUAUAUGCAAGUGCAGAGAAAAAACAGCUUGUGGUACUGCACUAGACACAGAAGUCAGCUUUCUGGGAAUGUUGCCUUUGAUUUGUUUUUUUUAAAAACUACUUGCUAGUCCAUGUGAUGUCACAUCCCACCAGUGGCGUAGCGUGGGGGGUGCAGGGGGGGCCGGCCGCACCGGGCGCAACAUCUGGGGGGGGGCGCGCUCGCACUCGCAGCUCUCUGCCCCUACCUGGCUCACUCACUCUCUCUCACUGCAGUGCUGGCUGUGCGAAUCCGAUCCGAGCCGCUGGGUCGCCGCCCACUGUGGAGGGGGUGGGUGCCAGGCGUGCGGUGCGGAGAGAGAGCGAGGGACUAUCUGGGGGAGGGACAGUGCAGCGGCCGCCCAGCGCAGCGCUGAGCGUGGGAGAGAACCACACCAGACCAGCCCAGGCAGCAGCAAGAAGAAGCUGGCAGCGGCGGCAGAUUAGGGGUUAGGGGGCGCAAAUUACUUGCCUUGCCCCGGGUGCUGACAACCCACGCUACGCCGCUGCAUCCCACAUUCUUUAUUUCCUCUUUCAAGAUGUGCUUGAAAGUGUGCGGGAAAUGCCUGGUGAAAUGUGAGAGAGCAGAGGUGUCUGAAUAUGAUUCCAGGGGUCAGGAGGCAGGACAUCGUUGCCCUGCGUGCCAUCUCCAUGGAUAGCAGAAGAAGAAUUAUGAAGCUGCAGCAUUUUGCAGCACUGCAAAGUCAGCUAUCUUUGUCAUCUUUCUUUGACACCUUUUAAAUAUAAAAGCCUUCCACCUUGUGCAGAGAGGUUUGACUCAAGUUGUCGCUCAUGCACCUCAAUAAAUGCAUUAAUAAUCUAUUAAUUUACCAAAGAGCAAGCAAGCCCAAACAUUAGCAAAGUAUGAAACGAAACCCUAACACAUAUCUCAGGGAUUAUUACAUUUUAAUAAUGCUGCAUGAGGAUUCCAAUCCACACGAUGACAAAGAUAGCUGACUUCUGCGCUAGGGCCCUUUUGCAGCGCCGAAGCAUGCAGUCAGCUGGAAAUGGAAUUUAAAUGUUGGUUUUGCAUGGGUUCAACUAGCGCUAGUUUCCCCAUAAGGACAUAUGGAGGGCAUUAUGUUGGCUACCCCUCUCAUACACCAAUAUAUUUCCUGAGGUUAUAAUAUUGAUGGGUGUCAGGACAGAUAAGGCAGUUUUGCUGUGUAGUGUCAACUUGUUUUCAGCAUUCUGAGCGUAUUGAGAGUUCUAACUGCUUGUGUGCAAAAAGCUUUAUUCUAUAUUUAUUGUUCCCCAGCUAUUUUCAGAAAGGAUUCUCUCUUUAAAUGAUUGCUUAGCAAAUAUGCUUGAGUGAAACAGGGCUAUUCCACCACCACCACCCGCCUCACUUUUUCUGACAUCGUCUCUCUUACAGACAAAGGUAUGUUGAGCUGCUAGAACGAAUUCCAAGACAGAUGAGAAAUCUCUACAGAGAAAUGAUGGCACAGAGAGUAAUGGACAAACACAUUACAGAUGAAUUAUUCCAUUUCAAGGAAGCUAUAGGAAAACUGACAAGGUGUUGAUAUUGACUGGUGUUUGUAUUCAACUUUGCAAAUAAAAGUUGUGAUUGUACAAGGCAGCUGAGGGUAUUGCUCUGUUCAAUGCAGGGAGCUAAAUACCAUCCGAGAACAUGACCGUAGAGUCACUGUUGAAGCAGAGAAAGCCUAUGAGGAGCUGGCAAAGGCGGUCCAGGAUUCCGAGAUGAAUGCAAAGUGAGUUCCAGAUAAGAUUGGAAGCAAGGGUUGCCGUAGGAGAAUAGUAGAAGGCCUUUAUAUUUAUAUCUCGUGUCAUUACCCUUUCAGCCUUUUGGAUGAAUAUCGUGAACUGUAUGAAUUGCAGAGAAGAAGACUUGAGGCCCAGAUCCACCAGUUAACCCAAGAAAAAGAGCUGUGGAGCAAUGCUACUUAUGAGUUGGCUCUCAAGGUAGCUGGCUAAAGAGGCAUUGCGUGCUUUUGCUUCUGCUAAAAAUGCUAUUCUCUCCCUGUUAUGUCCGGUGCUUCUGCUAGAAGAUCCUUUAGAUCAGAGGUCGGCAACCUUAAUCGGAGGAUGGGCUGGUGGACGCUCCGUCCGUCGGAGGCUGGGCCAGAGCAUGUGUGCACACGCGCUCUUCUGGGACGGAGGAGCGCCCGUGUGUGUGUGCACACGCUAUUUCCAGUGCUCCUCCAACCCGAAGUGCGCCAGAAAUAGUGUGUGUGUGCAUGCGCACAGGCGUUUCUCCGUCCCGCACGCGUGCGCACACGCUAUUUCCGGCGCACAUCUGGGUCAGAGGAGCGCCCGUGCACAUGCGCACAGGCGCCAUCAACCCAGAAGUCGGUCUAGUAAGAGCAGGUGGCAGGGGCAGCAGGGGGCGCCAUGGGGCGGUUAGGCAAGCCUCGUGGGCCACUACCGGCCCAUGGGCCUUAGGUUGCCGACCCCUGCUUUGGAUUGUUUUGGCUGCUUCUGUUGCUUUGUCACUUAUUAAACUAAAAGUAUCUCCUUUAAAACAAAUUAUUUCCAUUUUACAGAGGGCAACAAAGAAUAGGCACAUUGCAUUUCAUUCUCUGCUAGCUGUAUAGUUUAAAAUAUAUCUCUACAGUGGCAAGUAAGUCAGGGAUCGCCAACACGGUGCUGCGGGCACCACUGUGCCCACUGCCUCCUAUGGAGCCUGCAAAAGGUCUAAGUAAAUAUAUUUUCAAAAAUGCACAAGAGUCAGUUUGCUCUUUCAUCUCAGUUCCUGCUUGAACUGAUUCAGCCUCUUCUACAACAGACAACUCCCCAAACGUGCCCUCUUUUCAUUGGAGGCCAGGAUUGGACACCCACCAUCCCAUUUUGAACAGAGGGGUGAAAGGCAUGAAGAACAUUAAUUUCUGUGACAUCAGUUUCUGUCACGCAAUUAAAAAGUCUGGUUGAGCAAUCUUGUGGGCCUUCCAGCCAAUGACCCACUUAUGCUGGCAUAAGUUAGUUGCCAUCCUAUGUACUCCCAGUACAAAAAAUGAGGAGAAAAGACAAGCAUUACAAAACACAAAGCAGCCACUCACCCAGUGACCUUCGCAACAGUGGCAGUGUUAUGACUGAAUACCAUUUCUUUGGUUUGAAUUGUGUGACUUUGGAGUAGGGGCCAAGAACAACAUCUGAAGGAGUUUCAGAGUUUGACAUAGUCCCACUCCUUCCGAGACAUGCCACUGUCCCAUUUUGGCAGAAUGUGGGCAUAUCUCAACAUACGCUAGUAUAGGGGCCUUCCAUCAAAUCCUGAAAAACUCAAGGAUUAAGGGAUUGUGCCUUAAAGUUGUUUGUUUGUAUUAAUUUUAAUUGAUGGGAAGAUUUCCAUAUGAAUGUAACACAGCAGUUGUUGUUGUUUGAGAGCAUUAACCAGCCAUUAUUCUCCUUAAAAACAUAAAUAUUGUGUUGAAAUAGUUAGUUGUAAUUCUGGAAAUGGAUCUUCACUGGAAGGGGAAUAUAUUUUGGUACCUUGGUAUUGUAGGCAUCCACCAGAACUCAAAACAUCCCUGUGCAUAUGUGGUGCAUAGCACAAUGCACUAAGUUUAAUUUCAAACUAAUUAGAAAGUACAAAUUUGCAGAGUGCAAACUGCUUCUUAUUUUUGUGGUGGGUGGGGAAGAGAAUGGUGAUGGUUUUGCCCCUCUUCUACUGCUGUUGCAAUGCACCUUCCUGGCCAGUGAAAUUCACAAUUCCCUCCUCCUCCAUGUUGUAAUCUUGAGUGUCAUUUGAUGAAGAAAGCUGUAUUGAGGGAACACACCUUAGGUCUUUUUGCGAAACAAGGAGACUACUGAACAGCUGUCUCAAUGUUAUCAUGUGAUGCCAGUAGGCGUCCUCUUGAAAAGACAUUCCCCAUCUUCUCUCCAAAGAGAAGCGCUCUUCUAAGAGGGUGUCUGCCACUCACAAGUGCUGGGUUGUGAUGCAUGCAUGAGUUGUAUCGGGUGUCAGGUUAGAAGAAAUAUCCCUUCUUCUAUAAGAAGGAAGAAUGCCGCAAAGAGGACAUUUGCCACCUGUGGUUGUUGUUUUUUAACACUUAAAACAUGCUGCUCAGAUUAACUGAGAACCGAUUAACAGCUUUUAAUUUAGUUUCACAGCUUUGUUGACGAAACACCUCAAACGUCUAAGCUGUGCUGUGCCUACUUAAUUGGGCACGCUCCAUCCCUUUAAUCCUCUUACGUUCCAUUCCAGGUAAUUGAAAAGAACAAGCUGAUCUUGGCUCGCAGAAUGUAUGACAGUGAAAAGGCUUGGGUCAAAGGCAUGAGGCAUUUCAUUAUGAUGUUGGCAUCACAGGUAGAAUUGCUUAAGAGCACCUAACUGGGAAAGGGAUGUCAGCUAGUUUUGUUCGUUUGUUCCAGAAUGGCUGUGUGUGAAAGGUGGCUUGCUGGUACUCCUGGAUCCUUUGCUGUCACUUGAGGCUCGAGUACUUUCUAUCAGCUUCAGCUGCUGACUCAGCCGUGCCCCUAUCUAGACAAGGAUAGCCUAUGCUCUGUCACCUGUGCUUUGUCAACCUCUAGGUUAGAUUACUGCAAUGUGUUACACAUAGGGCUGCCUCUGAAGACAGUUCAGGAACCUCAGCUGGUGCUAAAUUUAGUGGACAGGUUGCUCACCGGGGCAAGAUGGUUUGAGCAUACUAUACCGAUCCUGGCGUGACUGCAUUGGCUGCCCAUUAGUCUCUGGACCCAAUUCAGAGUGCUAGUUUUGACCUAUAAAGCCUUAAAUCAGGGGUCAGCAAACUUACCAUGCCUCAGGCCGGUGUCUCCAGCGCCGAUCACGUGGCGGGCCGGAGGGUGGGGGAGCGCGUGCCCAUACACGUGUGCACACGCUAUUUCAGCGCACUUCCAGGUUGGAGGAGCACCGGAAAUAGCUUGUGCGCACGUGCACGGGCCUCCUCCGACCCGGAUGUGCACCGGAAAUAAUGCUUGCGCAUGCACGAAUAACGCUUGCGCAUGCACACAAGCUAUUUCUUGUGCUCCUCUGACCCGAACGUGGGCAGCCACACAACGCAGCACCAGUAAGAGCGGUCUGCGGCAGUGGGGGUCGCUGCGAGCCGGAUAAAACGAGUCCCUUGGGCCUUAGUUUGGGGACCCCUGCCUUAAAUGGUCAGGACCACAAUACUUCACAGACUGCCUCUUCCUAUAUGAACCGGCCUGAUCAUAAUCUGAGGCCCUUCUUCAUGUGGCUCCUCCAUGAGAGGCUUGGAGUGUGGCAAUAUGAGAACAGGCCUUCUCUGUGGUGGCUCCCCAUUUGUGGAAUGCUCUCCCCAGGGAGGCACCAGCUGAAAAUGUUUCUCCAUAACCAGGCUUUUGGCUGAUUAAACAUUUUAUGGCCCUUAAAAUGUGUUUGUGGGAGGGGGGAUUAUUGAUUUGCUUUUGUUUUCCAAUGUAGUUUGUGUUCUCGUGUUGUAUUUUUCUGCUCUGUGAUCUUUGAAUGAAGGGCGGCAUACAAAUACAACAACAGCAACAAUAUUGUUUCUGGGCAUAUGUGUCUCCAUUACACAGUCUGUUUUUCUGGAUUACAUCUCUGCUCGAGUACUCAUAGAGAAGUGGGGCAGGGAGCAGGGGACGACUGUAUAUUUAGAACAGUUUUAUGACACUCCAUGUUAGUUGGGCCCAGGCUGGCAAAAUGGCUAAAAAGCUGGUAGUGUUGACUGGCAGCAGUGUGUCUAGUGCUUCAUAUGAUUAAAAGUCUAUGUCCCAGUCUAAAUAUGUCCAGCAAUGCAUGUUUGAAUGCCAGUGUUGCACUUGUAAGAUUUUAGCUGUGUGUACUGUGGAAAUAAGAGAUGCUGGUGGCGCUGUGGGUUAAACCACAGAGCCUAGGACUUGCCGAUCAGAAGGUCAGCUGUUCGAAUCCCUGCGACAGGGUGAGCUCCUGUUGCUCGGUCCCUGCUCCUGCCAACCUAGCAGUUCGAAAGCACGUCAAAGUGCAAGUAGAUAAAUAGGGACCGCUCCGGUGGGAAGGUAGACAGCGUUUCCGUGCGCUGCUCUGGUUCGCCAGAAGCGGCUUAGUCAUGCUGGCCACAUGACCCGGAAGCUGUACGCCGGCUCCCUUGGCCAAUAAAGCAAGAUGAGCACUGCAAACCCAGAGUCGACCACGACUGGACCUAAUGGUCAGGGGUCUUCCACCUUACUGUGGAAAUAUGCAUAGUAUUAUUUGCUUAGCAAUUUAGAUGUCUGCUGUAGACAGACUUUUAUGAUUAUUUUGAUCUUUAUGGCUUUUUUAAAAUCUAUUUUUCUUAUGGAUUCUUUCUCUACCCCCCAAUCCCAUUUUUCUCUUGUGAUUCUUUCAGGAUGCGACUGAUCUUUCCACUCUGCAGGAGCUGACACAGGAGUUUCGGGAACGCGUGAGCCAAAUUGCCACAGAACUGGAACAAAUCGAAGAAACCAGUAGGGACAGGGCUAGGAGUAUUCAGAAUGGUUUGGCUGGUUGGCUCAGUUACUUCCAGAAUCAUGUUCUGUGAGUCUCAAGGAAUGAUCCUUUAUUAUUGGGGGGCCUCGGUGCUGCCUUCCACAUUCACUGGAGCAGUACAUGGUCAAAGAUCAUUUUUUUAAAUUUUUUAAAAUCAUUUUUAUUGAUUGUCCAGUUAAAAACAUCCAUUUAAUAUAUCCAAUCAUAUUACUCCAAUUAAAAUAAAAAACUAAAAUAAAAAAGACCAAAUUAUGGUCCAAAUUAUAUGUAUUAAUUUUUCAGAGCUCCACAUGGUCUGGAUCUCUGAAGCAUAUCUCCACAUCUUAGUCCUGCUUCUCCUCGUUGUUUCCAUAUUUUCCACAUCUCGAUUUUAACGCUUCAUAAUUCUUUGUCCCUGAGUCCACGAUUCUCAGUCAUGUCAAACAUAAUGUACUUUCAUCCGUCGAAUAUAGCUUUGCUAACAUAUAUUUUUCCAACUGUCUUUUUAUCAGCUCAGCUUCCUCUGAUUCCUUAAAAAGAAAAGGAGGUUAAUUUUUUAAGGGUGCCACUAUGUGUACUUGAUUUAAACAUCAGGUUGCCAUCAGCACUGAGCUAACACUGAUUUCACAUACAGCUGACCUAUCUUGUCAAUCCUGAAAUUUGUGCAAGGGUUACUCCUUAGCUAUCUUUGAAAUACUUGGUUUAUUUACAGUUAUAGAAGCAAAACCUGUUUGAAGCAAACAGAUAACCGUGCAGCAGGCAGCGAAUCCACCAAACCUGCCUGUAUUUCUCAGAGAAUAUAUUCACACAAGUUGCUUCAUGGUCAAGUUGCUUCUCCCUAAAUUCAAACUGGAAAGCUCUCUCUGAACUAUUUCUUGUGCUCUCCUAAUUGCUGAUAGGUACUGCAUUGCAAAGGCCAUAAAUGAAUAUUAAAGUUCAUUUGUCAGAUCCCUAGACUGACCAAGCAAUGCAUUAAACUAGGGAUGGUGACCCUUUGUGGCAUCGAUGAAUCAAGCAAAGCCACAAUGAUAAACCCAUUCAGAGUAAGUUCCAAACAAUAGGCUCUUGAAGGUGCUUCAGUUUCUUUCUUUGUGUCUCAAGCAAGGUAUGCACACAGCAGGAGUUUAUUCCGAUUUUAGACACCCUGGACAAGAGUGUGUGUUUUUUUUUUGCUAUAUAAUUCCCUCCUCCUCUCUUUGACUUCCCAGUGGAAAAGGAACUUACACUUUUGCAAAAGGAGCCUCUUUAUUGGAUCAAAUCCUUGUGGAUCUGAAGGUCUGGGAAAAGGUAAGGGGUUUCCAGUACCAAUCACAACGAACACAGUAUUAAAUAUGAUUAUGUAUUGGGUAUUUAGAUGUCUUCCCUGCAGGUAACAUGCUUGUUUGUAGGCAGCCGAUCAUGCAUCACUUUAUUUAUUGUCCUUAAAUGUUUUUCUGCCUUAGGAAGCUAAAAGUGGCUUGUGCGGCCAUUCAGUCCCUAAUUAGGACUGCUUCUGCUAAUGUUUAUCAAUGCAUUCAUUGACUCAUAUUAUCACUGCAGCCAGUAAAGGGCAAGCUUGAUAUGGCAUAGGAAGAGUGUGAAAUUCCUCUGCUUACUGCAGCUGUAGGGCAGGGCUCUGAAUUCAAGGAAAGCAGCAGUCUUCAUGUUGAAUUUCAUGCUUCUCCUCGGAUUUGUUUAUGUGUGUGUGUGUUUUCACCAAAAUUACCUCUGCUGCUUCACUCCUCUCCAGUUUGUGUGAAAGGACACAAGUUAUGUGUUAUCUUUUUUCUUCUGUGUGGAGAAAAGCAGCAUAGGGGAGGGCAGAGCAAGUCUUACCAGGCAAAUUGCUCACGGGGAAAAGGUUGAGUAUCCCCACAUCACUCAUUACUUCAAUCAAAUUUGGAGCCUCCAGAAGGAGCAAGGGUUGACUUUCUGUAAGUUAUAAAUAAAUAAACAGUGGUACCCUUCCAGUGCCCACGAUUUCACAUCUUGUUUGGUCCUAAAAUUGUUAGGCUUUCCGGGUCAUGUGGCCAACAUGACUAAACUGCUUCUGGUGCAACGGGACACCGUGACGAGUGCCAGAGUGCACAGAAAUGUCAUUUAGCUUCCUGCCACAGCAGUACCUAUUUAUCUACUUGCACUGGUGUGCUUUCAGACUGCUAGGUUGGCAGGAGCUGGGACAGAGCAAUAGGAGCUCACCUUGUUGCGUGGACUUGAACUGAGCAUACAGUCCCUGAGAAAGGUUUCAGGAAAUUAUGGCAUUUGUUCCUUCUCCUGCUAGAUGUUGAAUGAGGAGUUGGCGCAGUUUGGUGGAGAAAUCCUCCUUCUGAGACAAGAGCCCCUCACGGUGACUACUAAUCUACAGAAGCAAUGGGUGGACCUGGGACUUGUUGUGCAUGGGCGUCACAAGACUCUCAAGGGAAGGAUGCCUGUUGAGUUGAAAAUGCUGGAGAGAAUCAACAAGCAGUCCACUCUUCUCUGUGAGCAGUACCGUAUAAGGAUUUGCGGAGAUAACGGUGAGAAACAGCUGGGUUUUCCCAAAAAGAUUUUCUGGAGCACCUCUGGCAAAGGAAAUUAAGAACCUUUUCCUGAUACGAUUCAUAAGAACAUAAGAAGAGCGUGCUGGAUCAGGCCAAUCGCCCACCUAGUACAGCAUCCUGCUCUCACAGUGGCCAACCGAUGCCCAUGGGAAACAAGCAGAGCAUGAGCACAAGGGCACCUCUCCCGUUCUGUGGUUCCCGGCAACUGGUAUUUGGAAAAAUUGCUGCCUCCAACGUGGAGGUAGAGCAUAGUCUUCACGGCUGGUAGCCACUGAUAGCCCUCCAUCACUGCCUCCUGGGGAGCAAGUUCCAUAGUUUGUGCACUGUUUGAAUAAGUCCUUCCUUUUGCCUGUCCCAAAUCUUCCAACGUUCAGUUUCAUUGAAUGGCCGCAAGUUCUAAAGUUACAAGAGAGAGAGGGAGAAAAAACUUCCUCUCUCCAUUUUCUCGAUGCCACGCAUCGUUUUAUAAACUUCUAUCAUGUUGCUUCUCACUCGGCGUUUCUCUAAACCAGGCAUCCCCAAACUCGGCCCUCCAGUAGUUUUGGGACUACAGUUCCCAUCAUCCCUGACCACUGGUCCUGUUAGCUAGGGAUGAUGGGAGUUGUAGUCCCAAAACAUCUGGAGGGCCGAGUUUGGGGGUGCCUGCUCUAAACUAAAAGGUUCCAAAGGCUGCAGCCUUUCUUCGUAGGGCUGCAUUCUAUCCCUUCGAUCAUUUUGCCCACCUUUUUCUGAUCCUUUUCCUUUUUAAGAUGAGCCAACCAGAACUGUAAACUGUACUCCAACUGUGGUUGCACCGUAGAUUUGUAUAACAGCAUCGUUCUGUGGGGCAAGCAGAAACGCUUGCUUGCACUGGCGAAACCGUUGCCUUAGCAUGGUGUUUCCACCUCUUAGGUUUAUGUUUAACUCGAAUUGCCUUCCUACAUCAUUUCUUGUUAUUUUACAUUUUUAUGUUCUCUCCAGGAUCUGCUAGAAUUUUAACGUCUUUGAUCAACAGCUUGGAAGACUGGAGCUUCAAGCUGCUUGCCAACCAGCAAAAGGGUUCUAUGCAUGAAACGGAGUGGAUAAAAUUUUUCCAGACAGUUUCUGAAUGGAUAGCCCAGAUAGACGAUCUCUUGAGCUUCAUUGGUUCCGGCGACACUGUAGAGGACCGAAGGCUUAGAGCAUUUCAUAGCUUGUAAGAUAAGAUGAUUUUCAAAGCUGUUUGCUUUGCUUCUGUAGAGCACUUGUAUCUGGACAGAUAACAAUCUUUUAAUAGAAACUUUCAGAUGAAAGAGCCCUUCACUUCUGAGUCAUCAGUUGAGAUCAGAUGGUUGGGUGGAGACACAUUUGAAUAACUGUUAACUAAUAAUUUUAACAGAAUUUUGAAUUCAGCAAGAGUUUAAAGUGCAGCAAUAUUGGCACUCACCACUGACCUCUUCCUGCCCCAAUCAAAAAGCUGGCAGGGGCUCUUUAACCCCUCCCUCCGGCAUGAACAGUGAGAGGGGGGUAGAUGGAGCUCUCCCUUUCCUUGCAGCUCUGCUGGUAAUCUGAAGGAGCCUUUGCUGCUGGUCACACUGAGGCUUGGACUAAAGAGCCCUUUGGCUCAGUAAUGGAUCAGUAUGGGUCAGCUGUGUGGAGCCUCCCUCCUGAUGCCAUUGCUACACCUUACCUGGAGGGGAAUUGGUCCAGCUGCUCAGCCCUGCCCUCACUGCCGAUCUGCCCUACCCUGCCACAGCUCUGCCCCAACACACCCUCCUGCUUUGGCUGUGUCACAAGUCUGGUGGACACAUGCAAGAACCUCUGUCCCCGACACCUUUGCUUUCUGUUUGCAAGAGGAUUCGUUUUUAUGCAGUGUCAAAUUUCUGCUAGGCUCAGAUGGAAAUGCCCCACUCCAUCUCUCAGCUCUCCACCACCUCAUUCCCACCUCAUUCUCUUGCAUAUGUCAAGGGCCCUCAAGAGCAGUCAAUAGGACAAAUAGACAGGGAGGCACAGCAAAAACCUAUGUUACGCCAUGCAAUUUUAAAAGUCCUUUGUCCAUGUCUUGGCUUGUACGGGAGAGAGCAACAAGGCGUCUUUGGAUUGCUGGGGUCCAGCAAAAAAAUUGUCAUCAAUCCCCAUAAUAUUGAACCAGUCAGACAGAUGGCAACUGGUGAAGACAAGUAUUGUCAUUGCCAAAAAUGAUUUCCCCUGUAAUCUUGGCUCAUCUCUUGUUUUCUUACCAUGAAAGAAAAUAUAGAAGAGCUCCAUGUCUUUUCUCUCAUGAAUGCAAAAGAGUCUGGAAGAUGUGAUUCCGAGAAGACCGUUAUGAGGAAGAGCGUUCAGCAGCCCUUGCCAGAUCAGUGUUGCAUCCUUUGAAAUUGAAAUUAUACUUUCAGCUUGACCAGUGUGUGGAAUUUUAUUCUCAGCUCAGAAUUUGGGGGUUCUUUGAGCCCAUUUUAAUAAUGAUUUUGGAAGUUAAGAGUCUAAGGUAGUGUCUGGUCCUGAUCUAAUUGGUUAUGAUGUUGUUAUUGUUGUUGACUGAAUUGUUUCCUUUAAGGUUGAUACCUGAGGAUGUGUUCAAGAAGAUUCAGCAGUGGAUCCUGACAACCACUAGUGGUUCCGAGAAAGAAAAUGAUCAGCUCAGCCAUGAAGUAGGUGUCCUGGUGUUUUUCCAACUUCUAACAGCAGAGGCACACUUGUUUCAAACUAAAAUGGAGGGCAAACUUCACUCUUAAAACCCUCUAAAUGUAAGCUUUUUUAUGUGUAACGUAAUAAUUACCUUUGCUCAGAGGAGGCCCACCUUGUGUUUCUGCAUGUGUCACUCUUCCGAGCGUGUGUCUUGAUUAGAAGCAGCCAAUCCCAAAGAAGUAAGUCAGGCAGAGAGAGAAGAGGCAGCCUUUUUUGAAGGCCAGCAGUUCUGCUGCGUGUCUGUACUGAGAGCAGUUGAAAUGGUCAGUUUGCAGCUGAUGCAGAAUUGGAGAGAUGUAGAUUUCUAUAGCAAAGCUAAAAAACAACAACAUAAAAAGUGGGUCUUGUUGCAGGCUAAGGAUAGGUCUUGGAUCUGAAAAGCUCCCCCUUUCUUCUUCCUAUAUGAUGUCUGUCUUGUACAUGUGUACAGAUGUACAGAGAAAAGAAGUAAGUCCCUGGGACUUGUUCCUGUGCAAGCAGACCUAGGAUUUUAGCCCUAGUGUUCAUGCUGUGACUUUGUGGUAUAGCUUGAAUCCACCUUGCUCUAAACUUCCUACAGCUGAACGACUUCCACAAUGCUCUGAGCAAGUGGAUGGUCAACCUGCUCAUCCACAUGGCUCCAGACCACAUCUCUCGUGAUACCCUCCCCUUGACUGAUGCAGAAGCGGCAAGGCAGGCGGAAAGGAAGCUGCUGAACAUUUUCAAGCUGGAAGGAGAAGCCACAGGCCUGGCUGCAAAGCUGAGCACAUUCUCCUGCUACAUAGUCAGGUAUUGCUGAUCCCACUGAAUCUCAUCUGCUUCAUAAAGUCACCCCACCAGGCGGGAAGGAAGCCCAUGCCAUGACAGAAAAGCUGUGUGGCAAUGACAGAGAGCACCAUGAUAGGGCACAUCUAGUGAUAUCUCUGUCUCAGCUACCCACACAGUAAGUGAACAGUAAUGUUUCCCUCACAAGGUUGCUGGAGGAUGAACGCACAUUUUUAUUUAUAUGUGGUAUAGAUGUAGAUCAUGACAUGGCCAAAUACUGAAGGAGGUUUUUGUGGCCUGGUUUGUUUUAGUGCCUCAGCCCCACCUGUUCCACCUGGUUCUACAGGGAACCAGGCAGAGGGCCUUCUUGCUAGUGGCACCCGCCCUGUGGAAUGCCCUCCCUUCAGAUGUCAAAGAGAUAAACGACUACCUGACAUUUCGAAGACACCUGAAGGCAGCCCUGUUCAGGGAAGUUAUUAAUGUGUGACAUUUUAAUGUAUUUUUAAUCUUUGUUGGAAGCCGCCCAGAGUGGCUGAGGAGACGCAGCCAGAUGGGUGGGGUACAAAUAAUAAAUUAUUAUUAUUAUCAUUUAUUAUUAUUAUUAUUAUUAUUAAAAGGGACACGGGUGGCACUGUGAGUUAAACCACAGAGCCUAGGACUUGCCGAUCAGAAGGUCGGCGGUUCGAAUCCCCGUGACGAGGUGAGCUCCCGUUGCUCGGUUCCUUCUCCUGCCAACCUAGCAGUUCAAAAUCACAUCAAGUGCAAGUAGAUAAGUAGGUACCACUCUGGUGGGAAGGUAAACGGCGUUUCUGUGCACUGCUCUGGUUUGCCAGAAGCGGCUUAGUCAUGCUGGCCACAUGACCCGGAAGCUGUACACCGGCUCCCUCGGCCAAUAAAGUGAGAUGAGUGCCGCAACCCCAGAGUCGUCCGCGACUGGACCUAAUGGUCAGGGGUCCCUUUACCUUUACCUAUUAUUAUUAUCAUUAUUAUUAUUGUGCUGGUGUUGCCUAGGAGAUGUUUUGACUCUUGCAGUUGUGAUGAACGGGGUAUCAUUAGGCAAGCUCAGCCCUCCCUUGCAAGAUUAGACACAAUAAUAUUGACCUAUCUAGUUGCUGUAAGGAUUGCCAUAAGAUAAUGUAUGUGAAGCUUUUCAUACACUCUGAAAAUAUUCUAUAAAUACUAAAAUUCAUCUGGGUUAUUAAGCAAGCCUUCUGGGGACUCUCCCAGAAAUCUAGGCAACAAAGCCAAAACCAGGAUUGCAGGCAGCAAACAGAUACCAUUCCAUCUCUCUAGAUAUGAGUCAGCAGAGAGGGAAGCAGGUAAAGUUGUUCCUGGUCUAAUUUGCUAGAAUAAUGCUCAUCAGAAAAGCUUGCUUAGAAAAUGAAAGAUUUUGUGUCCUCAAUGAAAUGAUUAUUAUCACUAUACAGUGGUGCCUCGCAAGACGAAAUUAAUCCGUUCCGCGAGUCUCUUCGUCUUGCGGUUUGUUCGUCUUGCGAAGCACGGCUAUUAGCGGCUUAGCGGCUAUUAGCGGCUUAGCGGCUAUUAACGGCUUAGCGGCUUAGUGGCUAUUAACGGCUUAGCGGCUUUAAGAAAAAGGAAACAAACUCGCAAGAACUCGCAAGACGUUUCAUCUUGCGAAGCAAGCCCAUAGGGAAAUUCGUCUUGCGGAACGACUCAAAAAACGCAAAACCCUAUCGUCUAGCGAGUUUUUCGUCUUGCGAGGCAUUCGUCUUGCGGGGCACCACUGUAAUUAUAAUUAUACUGAGCAUAUAAUGAUGUCAGUAAGAAUGGCACUGGGCACUUCAGACAGAGUGCUCCAUGCAUACAUUCUCUCAGUAAUCCUGAUCAAUGCUAUUAGUUAGGAUUAGUGUUAUCAUUCUCAUAUUUCAGAAGGCAGAAUGGGGACGGAGGCUGAGAUAAUGGGUUGACAUUUUUCAGGGCUUCCUAGAGAAUUCACAGAGAUAAGAUUUGAAACAAGUAAUUCCUGGCUUUCAAAUAUUAGCCCCCCCCCCCCUUGCCUACAGUUAGUUGCCCCACUUUUCUCAUUUGUAAACUUCAAAUGUAAAUGGUCCUCAUGACAGAAGGAACGUGACGAAACUGGCUUUCUCAUAUUAAAGUGGCAUUGCUGUGACGUAACCUAUUGCUGACAUCAUGUAUUUCCUCAGCUGUUGCAAGGAGAUGGUAGCAACGAUAACACGCCAGAAGAUGGUAACUCUUCAACCAGAUGCAGAACAUGAAUUGCAACAGUUAGAGAGGAUCAAGGUAAGCAAGACCAAAUGUGGUCUCUUGCCUUUUGUGCCUCACUGUCCAAAUCCAUCCUACUGUUUUUGGUUUUGAAGUUGGUCAUUGAAUAAGUGAAAUAGUUCCUCGAUUGGGUCACUCUACUUGUCCUAAAGCCUUCACAAUAUUUCAAACCCUGAGAUGGUCUUUGUUGCUGUUCCUGCCGCUGCUGUAUUGAUUAUGGUGAUGAUGUGAAUUUAUCAGCUGCUGUUCAAAAUUAAGUAUUUUUUCCAUGACACUGCCUUAUUUAUUACCCUGGAAUGCCUUCAAGCCUCAGCACAGUGCGCAAAGGCUCUCUGGAGCAAUGGAGAUGACUUCAGCUGCUGGGCACUUCUCAGUGUGGGGCUUAAGGCUGUCCUUCAUUCGCAGCCUCUGGUGAGCUUUCUAGGUCAGAGGGGGAUGUCGGAUGGCAGCCAGUCCAGCGAUAACAAGAGAGUUGCUGUGUAAUGUGGCUUCAGCCGCCACCAUUUUUAUUCUCCCAGAAUACCCCUGGGCACGACAUCAGAACCCCGAGGCAUUCUGGGGUGAUAAAGAUGUCAUUGUCUCUCUCAGCAGCUUCAGCCUGUCACUUCUUUGUUGAGCACUGGACCAAAAAGGAAACACUAAGCAAACAGAAAGGAGAGGAUCAGCCGCUUUGACGGGUCUUCUCAAGCCCAUGGCCCCACUGUGCCAAGUGCUGCUUCUGGGCCUGGCUCCCUGCACGCAUAGUUCUGCGGUCCCCAUGUCUGCAUGUAAGCAAUGGGAAACAUUUUUCACAUUCUCUUGUGGGCAGCUUUCCAGGGUCCGCAUGCCGGGGUGGAUGGGGCCGCAGGCGAAAGAGGACAAGUGGGAUUCUUGUGACUCUUAACUUUUGCAGAGUAGGCAUCAUUCCAGCCACACAAAAGCCAGAGGGUUCUACAUUUGCGGUUAACAAGCUGCCAUCAAAAUUUCCGUAAAUCUUGGUACAUUGUGUACCUUUUGCCUACUUUUAAAGAUGGCUUGCUCACAGUUGCCCACGGACAAUGCCGUGCGUACUUUUUAAAGCCCAGCCAGUUUUCAGUUAAGUGGUUUUUCUUACGCAUUGUGAAAUUUGAACUCUGUUAACACUGCUGAUCCGGGCUGUGGUGACCCUUGUUCAGGAAGUUCCAAUAUCCAGACUGGGCUGGUGCUGUUAAGGGGGUGCCUAGUUGGAGAGGAGGAGAAAAAAUCUGCAGUUGAGCCCAGUAGUGUCACAGAAAUCAUGACGGCGCAUGGAAGGUACCCCCAAUAUUUCAUGUUCCUCCCUAGGCAGGAGGAAGAAAAGGCUGAAAAUUUGUGGUAGUGUCAAUUAUGGCAGCCAUCAGCAAGGGAGGAUAUGAGUCUCAUGUUUCUGGGAAGCAUUUUUGUGAAAUAGAUUGGAAAAGAGAAGUGUGGGCUGUUUGAAGGCAUGCAGUAAGGUCUGGGCCACUUCAGGCUGAGUGGGAAGGUAGGCUGAGGCUGGGUUGUUCGGAAAGUCUCAAGUUGGGUUGGGACAAUCGUGUCUCUCUUUGGCCCAUGUCGCUUUUGUGACAUCACUAGGGAUGUUGGAGGAUUCUGAUGGAAACAGAAACAGGUGCAAAAAUUGUUGCUCUUCACAUCUUCUCUCAUUUUCAGGACCAGGUUCACUUCAUGUGAAUGAAAGCAGCAUUGACUGACACCACUGUUGAUUUUUUCCAAAGCUGUGAACGUUACGUAAUAACAUUACAGAAACUUGAUUACCUUCCUCGCGUGCAAGCUCCUUUGAACCCAGUGGAAUUUGCUUUUGUAUAAGCAUGCAUGAGAUUACCCUGUAAAUCUCUGUGAGGCAAUUGCAACUUCACUUCCGCAAGGCACCUACUGUUUCUUAAUGAAACAGUUCCCAUAACCUGGAGUUUCUCCAAGCCUUUUAAUCCCUGCCAGUCAUGUCUUCUGCAGUGUGCAAACUUUUUUUGCGCAAUAUUGUGUGUUUAUACAAUCUGCUGCUACUAUUGCAUGGGAAUUGAAGUGUGUCCACGUUGACAUUAGAAGCCUAACAGAGCAGGCCUAAUCCUGUCUUAUCAGAAGUAAGUCCUAUUGAGUUCAAUGAGGCUUGCUCUCAGGCAAGGGGGUUCUAGAUGGGAUUAUUUAUUUAUUGAAUUUAUAUCCUGCCCUUCCUCCCAAAGGAGUUCAGGGCAGCAAAUUCAUAAGCCCUGUGAUAUGAGAAAUAGCUGGUUCCAAACAAAAAGGAAGUUGGAAUGAGUCUUAAGAGCACAGGCUAGACUCCUAACUAUGUCUACUCAGAGGUAAGUCGCAUUGAACUCUAUUGUGUGAAAGCCAGCCUCAUUUGGUGGAAAGGCAGGAAACAAAUAUAACAAAUAAAUUGGUUCUAGUAAUCAAAUCGGUCUGAUAGAUGUGCAGUUCAUGUCAGAAUUCACAAAGACUGAAUUCCUGGGUGGGAUAUUGGGAUUUUGGAAGGCUGGGGCUCUCUGGAGGAGAUGUUGCAUAGUGAUAGCGGUAGGGGCAGGGCAUUGGCCCAAUGGGACUUCAGGUUUUAGCGGGCCUUUAAUAGUCAUCCCUCAUAAUCUCCAUUUAUGACAACAGUACCACUGAGAAUGUAAGAAAUAGUGUUUUUCACUGGUGGGUGUUACACAAACACAAGCAACCACAGCACACCUGCAAUUAGGGCAAGGGUUUUCCAACCCAAAGUCUGUUACUCCCUAGGCAGCAAAUACAUGGACCUAUCGAUGAUGACGAAGAGUCCAAGUACAGGUGUGAAUGACAGGUCACGGUAUGCAUUUGCAGGGAAGAUAAUGGCUGGGAUGAAUGGUGGACCUCUCAAAAAUCCUUGGCCCCCUACAAAGUCCAGCUCCACCUACUGCCCAUUUGGGUUGGGAACUGAAAUGGAGAGCCAUAUGCUAAGCAAAACACUGUACAACUUCAGAAGUUUAGAAGUGAUUCCUCUAAGCAUAGUUCAACAUAAGCAACUCUGUUUGAGCCCUCUGGAAGAGCACCACAGGGCAACUGUUUUUACAGUGGUACCUCGGGUUAGGAACUUAAUUCGUUCUGGAGAUCCGUUCUUAAGCUGAAACUGUUCUUAACCUGAAGCACCACUUUAGCUAAUGGGGCCUCCCGCUGCCGCUGCUGCACAAUUUCUGUUCUCAUCCUGAAGCAAAGUUCUUAACCCGAGGUACUAUUUCUGGGUUAGCGGAGUCUGUAACCUGAAGCAUCUGUAACCUGAAGCGUCUGUAACCCGAGGUACCACUGUAUUUCCCUUUUGGUGAUUGGUUGCUUCUUUCGCUCUCUCUUUUUCCAGACAGAGUGCUUGGAUUGGAUUGAAACCUGCAACCUCCUCCUGUCUGGGAUGAAGACCACUCCCACCACUUUAAUCAGCCAAGAAGACCUGGUUGGCCUGUUUGGAUUAGAGGUACUGGCAGAAAUAACCUUUGGUGUGACUGGUGGUGGUGGGGACUUUUUCUCCCUCUGCUCCCCUGCCCUCCACCUCUCUUCUGGCGCAGGGCGAUAUCUCAGAAGGAGAAUUUCACUUGCAACCUUUUUGCAGGUGCUUCAGCUGAAACGACAGCUUCCUCCUCGUCCGGAGCAGAGAGUGGAGAGCUCCACCACCACAGAUGUACCUGUGGAGGAAGAGAAAAAAGACAAAGAAGCUGUGGAUGUUCUAAAAGAUCAGGAAGCACCAGAACAGAAGCAAGUGUUAGAAGCAGAGGUGAGCAUCUCCAUUAGGAAAUGUAGAAAGCUGUCCCUCUUCUUUCAGGGCUUCUUUCUUUUUCGCUGGGGCUCCUGGCCGUGUGUUUAUUGCUAUCUGGUGGAAGUUUUGACAUCAUGAAAAGGGAAGCCUGCAGUUUACAAACAGAAGAAAUAUAUAUCUAUCCCUCAUGACUAUGGAGAAGAGAUUGGAGACAUAUGGUGGCUGCUACCUGAAAAAGCUACUUCCAGUAGGCCACACAGAAGUUGUUAAUGGUGUCAGGAGUGGCAUCACUGCUGGGCCCCUGGGUUGGUAGUGUGGAGGAAGCAGUUUGCAUGGAUGGGGCUGUCAACGUGGCUGUUUUUCUUACAACUACGUCCCGCGUGAUAAGCUUCCUUUACAUAUUAUCAGGAGCAAUGGGGUAUUCGUUGGCUGCAUCACAUUGCUGGAUAUGUAUGAACUGCCCAUUUAAUGCUUUGGGUUCUCCCCUUCUGUGACUUAAAUUUCUUGCUGUUCUGAUCAUACAUCCAACACCUCCCUCUUUGUUCACUUCCUGAAAAAUUGCAAAAGCUUUGAAAAAUCUGAGGAAUUGGAAUUUGAUGCCAGUAAAUACUGGUCACUGAACUGAGAAUUCCUUGCUACAGAUUCUGGAUUCUGGUUUCUUCUGGUGCAGAACAUAAGCAGGACUGUGGGCAGUGCAGCAAAAACAAGCCUCACAAAGGAGAGGCACCCCCUUUCUCCAGCUGUUGGUCAUAAAGUGUCUACUUGAGUCAGAAACUUUAUGCUACAAAGUUGUAUACCACUUAGCUUUCUCACAAAGCAUCCUGGGAAUUGUAGUUUGAUGAAGUGCUGCGGAUUCUCUUUUCAAGGGUGGUUGAGCAUGUUUAAAUAUGGAAAGUGGAUAAGCCAAGAGUGUAUACGCUUCCGAUUCUCCAGCAGCAGAGAAUCAGCCCCAGAAUUCAUGCAUGGUCUGUGAACCAGGGACAUAGGAAGGGGGGGCGGGAGGGGCGGGUGACAAGAUGGCCCCUGCCUCCCCCCAGCUGUAGAGUGGCCAAGGGCGCGCACAGUCCAUAUGGGCGCUGCUUGCACAGCAUCUGUAUGGGCUGCCACUCUCACGUGCCAUCUGUACGGGUGUCCAUAUGGGCUGCCGCACGUGCGCACUCUGUACGGGAUGCUGCUUGUGCAGCAGCCUGUACAGUCGCCGUGCAAGCAGCAGCCAAUAUGGACGCCGCGUGCAAGUGGCACAUGAGAGUGGCAGCCCAUACAGAUGCUGCCCAUACACAUGUGCAGUCUGUACAGGAUGCCGCUUGCAUGGUGUCCGUACGCGCUACCACACAUGCACACUCUGGGAUGCCACUUGUGUGGCAACCCAUACAGUCACCGUGUAAGCGGCAGCCUGUACGGAGUGCGCACGUGUGGGAUACCGCACAUGUGCAGUCCGUACGGGAUGGCGCACAUGCGCACUUCGCACGGGCUGCCCUGCCCCUGGUGCCAGAGAGGGUUCCUCCGCCACUGCUGUGGACACUGACUCCAGGAGCUCUUGAACCACAAUUGACAGCGUAGCCUUAUGUGGAAUAUGAAAAUAAGUGAAGAUUGUGUUGAUCAGAGCUUUUUUCCUAGAAAAAAUGGUGCCGGCACUCACCGCGAAGUUGUUACAGUUAAGUGCCACACUUUUAACAUAGCCAUUAAAAAGGCGCCGGUACUGCAUACUGUCGAGUACCCCCAGGGGGAAAAAGGACUGGCGUUGAUCAUCAUGAUCCUUCCAUACACUAUCUGAGUCUCUUCUGUGCGCAGUUUCCUUGAUGAUGAGGAAACAACCAUUGCAUUGUGUGGUCCUUCCCUUUCCCCUUGCUCCUUCUCUUUGUCCUUGCAGGAACAGCCGCCUGUGCCCAGCACCAGCACUGGUGAGCAGGCCGAGAGUCUUGCGGUCACUUACCCAGUCAGAUACAUUGGAGAUGAUUCUAAUGUGUAUGUCAAAACCAUGCAAGUGCAAGAAAUCACAGUGUCACGGGUAUGUAUGUACAUAUAAAUAGAUAGAUCUUCUCCGAAGAGGUGUGUCUAUUUGGAACAAGGUGUGGCAGCUGCUUUAGAGGACAGGUUCUCAGUGUUAGUUAUUUAUAUCCCACCUUGCAGCAGAAGAAUCGUUAUUUGCAUCAGCCACUAGCCAUAGCAAUAAAACCAAAUAAAAUGUACUGAAGGUAGAGGUAAAAACUUAACUAUAGAAAAUACAUUUGGGGGUUUACAUCAAUAAUCAAAUAAUAGAUCUUAUUCUAAUUGUCCCCGCUAAAAACCCUGCAGUUUUUGCUGUCACCUGAUCAUCUUGAUCUGCUAAAAGAAAGGACACAGUAGGAACGGCUGAGUGACCUGGCAUGGACAGUAAUAGAGGGGUAAUAACCUCACUCCUCAAAUCUUUAUAAAGAGUGUAAGCCAGAAGCACAUGAGCCACUGACUCAAUACUGCCAUCUCCGCAUAGACAUAACCAUUUUUCCAGUGGAUUUUUUUGAAAUUGACCCUCGAGUACAGCCAAAGGCAGUAUAUUCAAUCUUGCGAAAGUGAAAGCGUGUCUGUAUUUUGAAAUUGUUACAUUUUGCAAAUAGGGUGCCAAAGUGACUAGGUGGAAAAUAAUCAUACCAUGGACAAAAGUUCCUUAUUUUGGCCAGAUUAUUCUGUUGCUCAGUGUCAUAUAGGCAGUGUCUAAUUAAAUUAUUUGAUUACUGAAACCAGAUGUUAAUAACUGUUGUGGUGAUAAACCAGAAAAGUAGAUUUUAGUCCAAGUGCUCCCAUGACAAUCUUGCAAUACUAAUGGUAGUAGACCAGUGUAUCCCACCGUUUUUCUCCAAGGAGCUCAAGGUGGCAUAGAUGGUUCUCCCCCUCCUCAUUUAAUCCCCAUGAAACCCCCAUGAGGCAGAUUAGGCUGCGAGAGGCAGUGACUGGCCCAAAGGCACCCAGUGAGCUUCAUGGCCGAGUGGGGAUUUGAACUCUGGACUCCCUGUUGGGAUACUGCCAGGGAGACGAAGGCAUCAGGCAGGCCCCCAGUCGUCUCCGGACAAUCCCCGGUCUCCCGUGGAACAGCAUCAGUCAGUUAGCAACACGAGCCUCAGAGACAUUCCAAGACCCGUGCACACCCUUUCAGCAAAGUCUCCACAACGGAAGAUGCAGACAGGAGAGCAUAUUUACAGCUUUAUUCAACGUAGAUCAGAACAAAGGAAAAACAUGACUGCUUGCCUCCGUGUCCAGGAAAACAGCCGGAACAAAAGCUAUAUAUAAAACGGAAGUUCCCAGCGAGAGCUGGAACGAAACAGGCAUGUGAUACACAACAAUCAUGCCUGACCAUUUAAGGUGGAACGGAACUAUAUCCUAACACUCCCAGGUCCUAGUCCAACUCUAUGGCCACUACAACACACUAUUACAGCAGGAAAAUAGAUCUGGGAAGUUCUCCUGCAAUGGCCCCAUUGAAAAGAACGGCAGUGGUGCAUGAACACCGUUAUGGGGUUUUUACAGGAGAUAUUCUCAGGCAAUUGUGCCCUGAUAAAUCUUUUCUUCUCAGAGGCAGAGUAAUGGCAACUUCCAACUCUGUGCCUCUGUAAAUAAAACAGUGCAAUGACCCUGUAAAGUAGGCCAGAAUUUUUAUCCCCUGAAGAUGUAAGGGAUGAGUGAGCAUCACUUGUCUAAGGCUACCUAGUGUGCUCAUAGCUGAGGCAAGAUUUGAGCCAGGGACUUCAGUAUGCCAGUUCUGAGACAGAAAGUAGCCUGUUGAUUUAUUUCCUUUCAUUUCCUAUAAGUUACUCACUCUUCUUAUUCCAGAGGGAGUUGCAUGCCAGCCAGUGGACCACAAAGGCCUCAAAGAAGGAAUUUGAGUUGCUGGCGUCACUGGAAAUUCUGGAAGAGCGACUCGUGUGAGUAUAGAACCACAGGGAAGAGAUGGAUGGAUGUGUGCAUUCUUGUGCAGACUAGAGACUAGAGGGUAUCUUGAACAGGUGGCCUAUGUGAUUGCAGGUGUCUAUUCUGCCACAACACAUUCCAUUUUUAAACAAAAAUAGGAUGCAGGUGGCGCUGUGGUCUAAACCACUGAGCCUCUUGGGCUUGCCGAUCGGGAGGUCGGCGGUUCGAAUCCCCUCAAUGGAGUGAGCUCCUGUUUCUGUCCCAGCUCCUGCCAACCUAGCAGUUUGAAAGCACACCCAAGAGUCCAAGUAGAUAAAUAGGUACCGCUCCUGCAGGAAGGUAAACGGUGUUUCCGUUGCGCUGCUCUGGUUUCACCAGAAGCGGCUUAGUCAUGCUGGCCACAUGAGCUGGAAAAACUGUCAGCAGACAAACGUCGGCUCCCUUGGCCAGUAAAGCAAGAUGAGCGCUGCAACCCCAGAGUCGUUCGUGACUGGACUUAACUAUCAGGGGUCCUUUACCUUUACCUUUAGUGAUAUGUGAGUUCUCAUGUGGUUUUGCAGUGCUAGGAAUAGAUUCUCCUGUAGGUUUUAUAGACUUGCAAUGUAGUAGUCAGGUGUGGAUUCUUACAUAGGUUGCAGUAAUAUUGGCCGUUAAGAACAUUUUUGGGGAGUGAAGAAGCAAGAGAAAAUGUAUUUUUCACAGUAGGAAGCGACCAGCUAGAGUAAAUCAAAUUAGUGUUACUGGUUUCUUGCCUGGUCAGGGCUAUGAAUUCUUUCUGACACCUACUCUUUCAGAGAGGCUGAAAAGCGAGCACAGCAAGCUGAGGAAAAAUCUGAAGUCCUUCAUGAGGACUUGGAAGAAGCUCUGGCAAAAAUCCAGAACAUGGAGGGUGAGCAACCAAAGCUGAAGGACCCUGAACAAAAAGAAACAAAACUCAAAGCAGGUAUGGCUAAAGACUUGAAAGGUGGAAUUGCAGGCUCUAAAAAAAUGCUCUGGAAUUUUAAGGGCAAUUUCAUGCACCACACGUUUAGGCGUACGUUUGAAAACAUAAAAUGUGAAUGUGAUAAACUGGUUUGCAGGCUCACGUGUGUUCAAAGUACAAAUGUGUCGGAGAACCAGGAUUGGCUGCACUUUCAAGCAUACAUUUGGGUGGUAUAAUUGAGUAUGCUGCUGCUGCUGCUGCGAAAUGGCUCAAAAUAGACAAAACAGGCAUCGGGAAGUCACAUGUUGCACGUCUUGCUGAGCUGUGCCAUUUCAGACUACAUGUAUUGUAUUUCCACGCUGCCUACCACACAAUGGGAAAAAAUGUACAGGAAGUGUGCUUUUGGAGGAGAGCGGAGAGCAUUCCCAGAUACAGGUUGUGCUAAAUACGUUGUGCUAGCGCAAUGGGGUUCCUCCUCCCCUUGACAUCCCCCCAUCUGCUCUGGAAGGUUGGGGGGAACUAGAGGGCAGGCUCUGGCAGAAUGCUUGGCUUGGCACUACUUUGGAUACAACCCACCAUCUUCCCCCCUCUCCACCCGUAGUCAGAAAUGGAAUGUUACUGCAAAAGUUGUACCAGAUGCCUUUGUGUUCCUUUGUUUCUGCUCUUAGUAAGUAAAUAUGUGUAGCCACUUCCCCAUCAUGACUACUCCCUGAAGGUUGCAAGAAUCAAAAUGAUAGGCUGUACCUAAGGCAGGCUGGGGAGAGAGAUGAUUUGCUAAUUGAAGGUCUUUUCAUUCCCGCCCCCUCAAUAACAGCAGGCUGUUUAUUUCUCCAUUUAAAAAUGGUAACGUGAGAAUUAGCUGACUUGCCCAGUCCACCUCCUGAGUCUGAUAGGGGAAUCCUUUCCACACGGGCAACAAACAGAGGCCUAAUUCACACCUGUGUAUCAGUUGCUUGAUUUAUCUGUUCUUGAUUAGUGUUUGAUGACUGGCAGCUGUCACGUGGUGUGCCCAGGAGGGUGAGGUAGUAGACUGGACUGUGCCACUACAGACAGCAGCCAGGAAAAUCACCUUUUUGGUUGUUCUUUAUUAUAAAGUAAGUAGAAUGUUAGCACAGCAGGGAAUGGACUAAUCUAGAACUUUUCUCCCUGGUGUGUUAGGUUUCCACUUUCAGAAACCUAUUCCAAACUUAAAAAUAGGAAGUGUAAUGCUGGUGGUCAACAAAAGAGGUUUAAAGACUGUCUCAAAGCAAAGCUUUAAAAAUGUAUUAUAAACACUAACAAUUGGGAAACACUUGCCUGUGAGUGCUCCAAUUGGAGAACAGCCUUUACCAAAGGUCUCAUGGGCUUUGAAGACACUCGAACUCAGGACGCAAGGGAGAAACGUGCUAAAAGGAAGGCACGCUUGGCAAAUCCACCGUGAUCAACUCCCGCCUGGAAACCAAUGUCCCCACUGUGGAAGGACAUGUGGGUCCAGAAUUGGCCUCCACAGUCAUUUACGGACUCACUGUUGAGACCGUGUUCAUGGAAGACAAUCUUACUCAGCUACGAGUGAUCGCCAAAGAAGAAGACCAUUCUUCCAUCUGCAUUGCUGAAGUGGCACAACCCAUUAUGCAUCCUCAAUCUGCUACAUGUGUAGCUCUGGCCUGAAUAGGUGAUGUUUCUGUUGAAAAGCAGUGUGUUGUGGGGUGAAAGGAAAGUUCUUCAUUGCUUAAUAAUGUCAUAAUUCACAUGUCAUAAUUCACUUGAUGCUGCAAUCAUGAAGUAAUGAAGAUGCAUGUUAUGAACCAACCCAGGGAGCUGAAGAAGCAAACUGCAUUGCACUGGCUAAGAAUGUGAGCAGGGAAGCCCCUAGUUGAACUCUUACCUAACCCAGUUGGUGGUCCAAGCAAGCAUUUAUCAGCCUAAGCUGCUCAUCUGCAGCGUGAUACUGAUCGUAUCAGGAUUGUUGAUUUACUUUGAACAAAGUACUGUGUACAUGUCAGAGAUCGGUGUAUCUUAGAUCAUUGAAAUAAGUGGGGUUGAGCACAUAAUGCUCUGUUGGAAUAUUCCCAUUAUGGAUGAGGUUCUCACUGAGAACAGGUAUACUUAUGAAGUGUGGACAUGACAAACAUGGGUUUGUGGAUGCAUAUGCUGUUCAUAACCAUUCUCUGGGCAGCUGGGUUUGGUCUUGAUUCCCUCAAGGCUAUGCUUGGGCUGAAACCUGGACUUGUCGCAGAGUAGAGUAUGAGGUUUCUCUGAGCUACUAGUUCUCAUAUUGUCUAGGUGUUGACAAUGUCAGUGUUUAAGUGCUUCCUGUUGUGCAUCUGUCGUUGCAGAAGUUGUCGUUAAGGAGCAAACUGAAUCACCUUCACAGCCCAGCACUCCUAAGCCACGAAUGAAGAAAUUCCCCAAGCCCAAACGCUGAAGAAGAGGGUGACCUCCAGAAGGCCUUUGGCUCCUGCUUGUAGUUGGCACUGGACACAGAUGGAGGGUUGUGCAUUAGUGGCUACUUGGAAUUCUCCCAGCUCUGUUAAACUAUUGGUUCAGUACAUGGAAAGGAGUUAACUCAACCAAGUGGGAUUGAUUCCCAGUUUCUGUUAUUUAUAUAGAACAUAUUCAAGGUCUAGGUCGGAGUUGCCCUGAAAUUUCACUGUGUUUACCUAUACAGGUUGAAUUUAAGAAUAACUCAAUAGGAAAUAUUUGGGGGUUUUGUUUGAACUCCCCCCCCCCCCAAAAAAAGAACACUCGAUCCGUCUUAGGAGUUUUUCACCAGUAGAUGCAUUGGGAGUAUCUUGGACCAGAGGGUUUCGUAUCAGGUAAUUACUUGGCAUGGGACGCGGGUGGCGCUGUGGGUUGAACCACAGAGCCUUGGGCUUACCGAUCAGAAGGUCGGCGGUUUGAAUCCCUGCGACGGGGUGAGCUCCCGUUGCUCGGUCCCAGCUCCUGGCAACCUAGCAGUUUGAAAGCACGUCAAAGUGCAAGUAGAUAAAUAGGUACCGCUCCGGCGUGAAGGUAAACGGCGUUUCCGUGUGCUGCUUUGGUUCACCAGAAGUGGCUUAGUCAUGCUGGCCACAUGACCCGGAAGCUGUACGCCGGCUCCCUCGGCCAAUAAAGCGAGAUGAGCGCCGCAACCCCAGAGUUGGCCAUGACUGGACCUAACGGUCAGGGGUCCCUUUACCUUUACCUUUACUAACUUGGCAUGAUUCCCUUCCCUCAAGUUCUCUAGUACAGUCAUACCUUGGGUUAAAUAUGCUUUGGGAUGAAUAUUUUUGGGUUGCGCUCCACGGCGACCCAGAAGUAAUGGAGCGUGUUACUUCCGGGUUUCGCCACUCGCGCAUACGCAGACGCUCAAAAUGACAUCAUGCGCGGAAGCAGCGAAUCGCGACCUGAGCACAUGCGGGUUGCGUUCGCUUCAGGAUGCGAACAGGGCUCCGGACCGGGUCCCGUUCGCAUCCAGAGGUACCACUGUAGUUCUCUUUGUUUAUGUAAGGUAGGAGACUUAGAAGCAGCACUUCCAAAUGUCUCCCAAGCAUAGCACAAGGUGGAUGAACAAGCCCAGCCUUCCAAAGAGCAGGGAGGGAUAGUUCCCUAAUCUCAUGCAGGUAUUGGAGUUGACAGAAGCAGUGAGAGACUUCCACUGUUCCUGGCUACUCAUAAAGCCUGAAGUAAACAGAAAGAAGACUCUUCUAGCUGUGGAAUCUUCUGCAAAGGGCAGGCUAUUCACUCACACCACACCAUGCUUUGGAGACACUUAGAACUAGCCAGAUGGAAUCUAACUGCUUCUGAGACGCUCUUACCUUGUCACAAGAUGCAAUCCUGAUUGAUUACUUCACCCAGAUCCUGUACCUGUGCUGGAGGACUCGGGGAAGGGGAAGGCCCUACAGUUUUCCCUCAAACUUGGGUUCCCAGCUGUUGUUGGACUACAACUCCCAUCAGCUAGCAGGACCAACGGUCAGGGAUGAUGGGACUUGUAGUCCCUAUUAUGAAGCGAGAGACUCCCUCACAACUUCCAAGUUCUCUGUGGGAGGGAGGGUCACGGCUGCUGUCCUUUUUCACAAGUCAUCAGGAAGAGAUUGGUGGUUGCUAAUGGCACUUGUGAAACCCUGAUCCUUUGUGAAUGGAAGCUGACUUAUCAAAUAUUUUCUGAUCUGGUAUCAGUACUUUUUCUGUCCCAACACUGCAUCCGUUCUACAGCCUUUCCUGAAGAAAUGUGUCUUCAAAGGGGAACAUAUUUUGCCCCUUUGUCUUCUGCCUCACUGCCAUCCCAUUCUUCCUUCAGGGGGAAAUAAGAGCUAGCAUGGUAUUUUGAACAGGAAAGCAGAGUAAGCCAAAGUUUGGCUGCGUACACCUGUUCAUGGCAUUGUAAAAUCAUGGCCAAAAGACGCCAUCUAGCAGAAAUGAGCAGAAAUGCAGCUUGAUUUAUUUAAGCACGUUCCACAUUCCUUUCUACAGAGAACAUAGAAAGCUGAUUUGUAUAAUUGGUUCAUCUAAUCAGUGCCAGAUCUAGAUCGGUGCAGGCAGUUUCCCAACACAGGGCGUUGAGCUGAAUGGUUGCAAAAUAGCAAUGUUACUAAUACCGUUAAGCCCUGGUCAGACAGGCGAUUGAGUUGCCACAACUAUGACAUAGUGCACUUGAGAGCAUGCGCAGAACAGAAGGCGAGGGAGGGGAGAGAAAUACUGGAGGAGGCACUAAAUUUUGCUUUUGCUCAGGACAUCAUACUACCAAAGUCUGCCCCUGAUCUGACACAGCAUUCUCUCUUUUCAGUGGCAACAGCUCUCUAGAAUCACAGGCAGAAGUGUCUUCUGUUCCCUGUUCCCAAGAGCCUUUUAAUUGGAAAUGCAUGAAAUGGCUGCACCACUGAGCUAUAGGUGCUCCAUGUGCUGCUCAGUUGGAGACUUCAUUUAAAAUGAGAUUAAUAUAGAUGCUGGAGGAAAUGCAACAUCACUCAGGCUGGAGAUAGGUUUAAGAUUCUCAGAGUGCUUUUCCUCCCAAACUGCUUUGGUUGCUGUAGCUUUAAUCCUGCCCCAAAAGCUGGGCACCUGUAAUGAAGACAAGCGAGGGACCAUGUUUCUAUGGUGGUAGUCAGGGAGGAAGGAGCCUUGCAAUAAAAUAAUAAUAAUAAUAGUAAUAGUAAUAAUAUUUAUACCCCGCCCAUCGGGCUGGGUUUUCCCAGCCACUCUGGGCGGCUUCCAACAAAAUAUUAAAAUAUAAUAGUACAUUAAAAGCUUCCCUAAAACGGGCUGCCUUCAGAUGUCUUCGAAAAGGAAAUAUAUAGGAAAUUAUAGGAAAUAAUGCCUGUUUGCUUAUUUUAGAAAUAUUUUUUAAUACCAGAGGCCAGUGCCGGAGAAAGGAAGGACACUCUACCCACUACAAUUGUUAAAGGAAGAAAGGAAAUUUGCGCAGUCAGAAGAUUAUAUUUAUUAUUAUUAUUACUUUAAAAAAUAUAAUAGGCUGCUUUUCAGCCCAGAGUCUCCAAGGGUGAUGUUAACAAAGUUCACAUAAUAUCAGAGCACGUAGAAACCACAAAAAUACUAAAACAAGUAGCAGUGAGGCUGACAAUAAGAACAGCAGACAAAAUUUACCAUUCUAAAAGCUCUUAGCAAGAGCUGAUCAAGUAAGAAGGUUCCACCUGGCCCUGAAUAUACCUCGGAUUUAGCACACGUUAGAUGAAUUUGUUGACUAGCUUGAGUUUAUUCUUUUGUAGAAUUUGCCAUUUUGUGUUCAAAGGUUUUCUUUUGUUUUGAUGGGAACAACAGAACAGAACAAGGGCUAAGCUCAAGUUGUGUCUGUCAGGAAGCCCCACUCCGGUCCUCCUGUGUUUUCCUUCCGCUCAGUAGAAACCACCCAUUUGUUUUUUUGCUCCUUCCACUAAAUCGUCUCUACUGAGUCUGAGACUCUUGGGCUGCUGAUGGAACUGCCAGCCUGCUUUGUCCAGGCCCAGCCCAAUCCUUGUCCCUCUGCUGAAAGAGACACAGAUGGUGUCCCGCCUCUGUUGGCUUUAAUGAUAGCCGGGAAGGGAGGGCUACUCCCUGAGCCAAUUAACAAUUAAAGCAAACAGACAGCAAAGAGCUUUCGCAGCAAGUUCCCAAACUUCUUUUGUGCUGUGCUGCUCACUUUCACUCUGUGAACUGCCUCAGGCAGGACACACCAUUUUCAGGCUCAAGGAGGUGGGAGGACUGGCCUUAAGCUUCUUUCGCUCCACCACCAACACUUCUUAUCUUCGUAUCUUGCAAUGGUAUCUGCCUUUCGAAAUAGGGACAAGGAGCGGAAUGACUAGAGAACAAGAAUGCCCAACGGAUGAGCUUAUUAUCCAGCUCUUCAUCCAAGAUGUUAAAAGGAAGCAUGCAUUAACUUUCUCCGUCCCUGUUGUUGUUGUUUAGUUGUGUCUGACUUUGUGACCCCAUGGACCAGAGCACACCAGGCACUCCUGUCUUCCACUGCCUCCCGCAGUUUGGUCAAACUCAUGCUGGUAGCUUCGAGAACACUGUCCAACCAUCUCGUCCUCUGUCGUCCCCUUCUCCUUGUGCCCUCCAUCUUUCCCAACAUCUACACCUCUUUUAAUCUUGAUGACAUGGCUCUGCAAGGUAAAGUGUUGCUGUUGUUGAGUCGUUUAGUCGUGUCCGACUCUUCGUGAACCCCUGGACCAGAGCACGCCAGGCACUCCUGUCUUCCACUGCCUCCCGCAGUUUGGUCAAACUCAUGCUGGUAGCUUCGAGAACACUGUCCCACCAUCUCGUCCUCUGUCAUCCCCUUCUCCUUGUGCCCUCCAUCUUUCCCAACAUCAGGGUCUUUUCCUGGGAGUCUUCUCUUCUCAUAAGGUGGCCAAAGUGUUGGAGCCUCAGCUUCACGAUCUGUCCUUCCAGUGAGCACUCAGGGCUGAUUUCCUUAAGAAUGGAUCGGUCUGAUCUUCUUGCAGUCCAUGGGACUCUCAAGAGUCUCCUCCAGCACCAUAAUUCAAAAGCAUCUAUUCUUCAGCGAUCAGCCUUCUUUAUGGUCCAGCUCUCACUUCCAUACAUCACUACUGGGAAAACCAUAGCUUUUACUAUACGGACCUUUGUUGGCAAGGUGAUGUCUCUACUGAGCAAUUGUGACUGGUUCAGGGUCACCCAGUGAGCUUUACAGCAGAAUAAUAAUUUGAACUCGGUAUUGGAUUUUAACUGGGAAUAAUAUCACAUGGGGGUGGUUCCUAGCAAGCUUUGACUGUGCAUCUAAAAAUAUAGUGUGGAAAGAAACAAAUACACAUUUGAAAAAACAGGGCUGAGAUGCACUCCCCACACACAGCUAGGACUGGCUGCAAUUCCCUGUUUUAUACACUUGGUGGCAAAGCAGCCGCCCUCAUCAUAUGUAGCCCAGCUGCUGACCUCUCAGUUCAGGAGUUUAAAAGUUUAAGCAGAUUUAAUUACAGGGGGCCCAAUAGAGGAUCAACCAUGACUACAUCAGCUACAGUUUGAAAUGCAGAUUCUUCUGCUGAAUUCCUGUAGUGGAGUGGCAAAAUGUUUUCAGACCAAGGGCCACAUUGACUCAUAAGCAGCCUCCAAGGGGCCGCAUUCCAGUAGUGAAUGGGACCCAGGGCAAAUGCGGGCAGAGCAACAGCUGCGAAUUUUGCCUUCAUCCAGUAGGCAAACACCCCCUACACAGACUAACAUCCCCUCUCUCACCCUCCAUCCAGGUGAGUUCAAGGGCACAUUUCAGCCAGGCAAAAACACUUCAGGAGGGUGCAAAGCAGGUGGGUACGAAUUAUGGACUAGGCAAUGGGUUACGGCCCGAGAAGCUAGACAGAGAGGCCUAGAUGCUGCCCCUGGCUUAGUCCUACAACAUUGGGGAAUCCUUCGCCUUUGGAGCCUCUGGGUUGCUGGCGACAUCUGAAGAGCGGUUGCAGCCUGUGGAUUUCAUGUUGUCUCCUGAUGAAGGAUUCAUGAGGUCAAGGGGGAAAGGAAGAAUAAAGGUGGACGGCUUCUCUGCAGACAGGCUUUGCAGCAUGUGAAGGUAGCGGAGCUGGAGGGCGGCUGGUGUGUGGGAAAGCACCUCUGCUGCCACCUUCAGCGAUUCGGAAGCAGCCUUUUCUCCUUCAGCAGCUAUGACCUAGAACACAAGGUAUUUAGAAGAUCUUCCUUUGGGGCAGGAGGCAACGAAGUUUUACUCAGAGUAGAUCCCUUGAUAUCAAUGGGACUAACUUUGAUGGGUUCAAUAAUCUCAAUAGGUCUACCCUGAGUAAAACUUUGUUGAGUACCGCCCGUGGUUCCUUCCAUAAUGGUGCCCUUCAGUGUUGUAGAAGCAACGCUGUUCGUCAGCUGGAAGUAAAACAAAAACAGGUUCUGCACAGCACUUAAAAUAGUGCUACAUUGAAUGCUCACCCUCAAGGCCAAAAACCACCUCUAAUGUUUCCUCAGAAGCAAGUUCAACUGAGUAAAAGCCCUCCAGUGUUAAUUAGAUACUACUUAUGUGCAGGUUCUGGGCGUUUGUUUCUUCCUGAGGUAAUUUCCUCUUAUUAGUCAGCAUUUGUUCCUAUUUGGAGGAGGGCAGGGAUAAGUGAUUUAUUUCCUUGCAUUUUUUUUCUUUUUUAGUAAAAUAGCA
Messenger RNA from Podarcis lilfordi (Lilford's wall lizard), 43011 nucleotides. The record is from the annotation of a GenBank genome assembly. NCBI's taxonomy places the organism in Eukaryota, Metazoa, Chordata, Lepidosauria, Squamata, Lacertidae.